AUGCCGAAAACCCCACCAAGCAAAUUAAAAAAUUUAAUUGCUCAGUGGAUACUACCACUAAAUAAAGAUAAUGUAAACUUUAAAAUUGAUGGGACGACUCUUUUUUGUCAACUGUGUGACAAACACAUACCAUGCAUUAAAAAGUCUCAAAUAAUCCAACAUGUGAACACAUCAUCACACCAAGAAGCUUUAAAGCGUAAGUCUAAUAAUCCAAAACAAUUGUUUUUACCAGAAUCUACAUCUAAAAAAAAUGUAAAUGAAUUGUAUGAAGACCUAUGUUUGAGUUUAAUUGUUGCUAAUAUACCGUGGUAUAAGCUACAAAAUCCACAAUUUCGAGCUUUUUUAGAAAAAUAUACUGGCAAACAUAUACCUGAUGAAA
Molecule: messenger RNA, 379 nt
Organism: Daktulosphaira vitifoliae (grape phylloxera)
Lineage: Eukaryota; Metazoa; Arthropoda; Insecta; Hemiptera; Phylloxeridae
Product: CGG triplet repeat-binding protein 1-like
Exons: 1
Biological process (GO): regulation of transcription by RNA polymerase II
Cellular component (GO): nucleus
Molecular function (GO): double-stranded DNA binding
Source: RefSeq, a predicted model, not a curated record